Molecule: messenger RNA, 297 nt
Organism: Linum trigynum
Lineage: Eukaryota; Viridiplantae; Streptophyta; Magnoliopsida; Malpighiales; Linaceae
Source: the annotation of a GenBank genome assembly
AUGCACAAUCUCUACACUUCCAACUACACAAUCCCUCCUCGGUUUUGGAUUGAUUCGUCGACCCAGGAUUACAAGGUAAUUAGGGUCAUGCAGCUUCUCGAUCACGAAGAAAUCGCAAUUGAAGUCAAGGUAUUUUCCCUGAGGGUGGGUGUGAAGCGACUUGCGAAGAAGCCAUUGCUCGAUACCGUCAUCGCCAUCGUCAAUCGACGCUGCAUCUCCCAGUCGCCCCGUCCAACUCUCUUCUUCGUGUUUGUUGCAUUGGGCAGCGCCCUCUCUUCUCCGGUCCUAGAUCUGUGA